AUGAGACCUAAAUAUAUGCAGUCUUCGCAAGGACAAAAAGAAAAAAAGAAGGGCGGUUCUAUAUUCAUAUUUAUUGUGUUCUUCAUACUAGCAUUUAUAUACAUAGGGUAUACAGGAAUUGUCUUGCGGUCUUGGUUUAUACCUUACAGGAGUGGCUCUUUCACAAUAGCUGCCUUGUUUCAUGUUUUUUUUUUUUUGUUUUUGCUAAGUUUUAUAAAAUGCGCAUCAACGGAUCCUGGAAAGGUUCCUCGAAAUUGGGGAUUCUAUGUUGGUGAUGAUGUAAAGAGAAGAAGAUAUUGCAAAAUUUGUAACGUCUGGAAACCAGAUAGAACACAUCAUUGUUCAGCUUGUAAUAGAUGUGUAUUAAAUAUGGAUCAUCAUUGUCCCUGGAUUAAUAAUUGUGUUGGCUUUUUUAAUCGAAGAUUUUUUAUUCAGUUAUUAUUCUAUGGGUUAAUUUGUCUCUUCAUUGUUGCUGUUCAAACAUUUCAUUAUAUUUUUAUUGAUAAUGCAAACGCAUAUAUUGAUGAUGGUUUUCACGAAAAAUCUUCCUUUGUAGCUCUUGAGUAUACGUAUGCUUCUAUUGUUUUAUUUUUAACGUUCGUUUUAAUUUUCGCUUUAGUUCCAUUUACUAAAUUUCAUUUAAAAUUAAUUUCAAAAAAUUCCACAACUAUUGAGAAUAUGGACAUAUAUAACCAAGAUUACAAUAUGUAUAAUGUGGGCUGUGAAGACAACGCGAAGCAGGUAUUUGGUAAUAACAUAUUGUGUUGGAUGUGUCCAUUCCAUUGUGUUUCUAAUCGACCCGCAGGAGACGGUGUCAGGUGGAGAGUUAGUGUGUUACAUGAUAAUAUGAUUUGA
Molecule: messenger RNA, 855 nt
Organism: Plasmodium gonderi
Lineage: Eukaryota; Apicomplexa; Aconoidasida; Haemosporida; Plasmodiidae
Product: palmitoyltransferase
Exons: 4
Coding region: 1-855 (284 amino acids)
Molecular function (GO): palmitoyltransferase activity
Source: RefSeq, a predicted model, not a curated record